AUGUUGUUCAGCAAGAAAUCCAAAGUGAAGCAGGAGCUGUUCAGCUUUGAGGAUCUAACGCGUUUUCCAAUGGUUUUCUACAAGACCAUUGGUGAGGAUUUGUAUUCGGAGCGGGAUAAGAAUCUAGUGCGUCGCUAUUUGUUGCGCCUGUAUUUGAUAUUGGGUUUCCUCAACUUCAAUGCCUAUGUGGUGGGGGAGAUUGCGUACUUUAUAGUGCACAUAACCUCGACGACCACGCUGCUGGAGGCGACUGCAGUGGCGCCCUGCAUUGGCUUUAGCUUCAUGGCCGACUUUAAGCAAUUCGGGCUGACCGUAAAUCGUCGCAAGUUGGUCAAUUUGCUGGAUCAGCUCAAGGAGAUCUUUCCGAUGAGCAGGGAACAGCAGCAGGCAUAUCAGGUGGCCUACUAUGAUAAGCAUAUGAAUCGCGUUAUGUGGCUAUUCACCAUUCUAUGCAUGACAUAUACAUCAUCGUUUAGCUUUUAUCCCGCCAUCAAAUCGACCAUUAAAUAUUACUUUAUGGGCUCGGAAAUAUUCGAGCGUAAUUAUGGUUUUCAUAUACUAUUUCCCUACGAUGCGGAAACGGACAUAACGGUCUACUGGAUUUCGUAUUGGGGUCUAGCACAUUGUGCCUACGUCGCUGGUGUGUCCUACGUCUGCGUCGAUCUGCUGCUCAUCACAACCAUCACACAGUUAACCAUGCACUUCAACUAUAUGGCCGAUACCCUAGCCGCUUACAAUGGAGAUGAGCACAGCGUGGCUGAGAACCUAAAAUUCGCACAGGACUUUGUUGUUUAUCAUACGCGCUGCUUGGAACUCAGCGAGGAGAUCAACAAUAUCUUUAGCUUCACCAUACUUUGGAACUUUAUAGCCGCUUCGCUGGUUAUUUGCUUUGCUGGCUUUCAAAUCACCGCUUCGAAUGUUGAGGACAUUGUGCUCUAUUUUAUCUUCUUCUCAGCCUCGCUGGUGCAGGUGUUUGUUGUUUGCUAUUACGGCGAUGAAAUUAUAUCAUCGAGCUCACGCAUUGGCAGCUCGACGUUCAAUCACAAUUGGCUGUCCUGCGAUUCGAAAUAUAAGCACAUUAUGCGUUUUAUUAAUAUGCGAGCUCAGAAGCCCGCCUCAAUAAGACCGCCCACAUUUCCGCCCAUAUCGUUUAAUACCUUUAUGAAAGUCAUAAGCAUGUCUUAUCAGUUUUUCGCACUGCUGCGCACAACUUACUAUGGCUAAAAUUCUAAUGAA
Messenger RNA from Drosophila busckii, 1236 nucleotides. RefSeq names its product putative odorant receptor 92a (gene Or92a). The transcript is spliced from 3 exons. Gene Ontology annotation, cellular component: plasma membrane. The record is from RefSeq and is a predicted model, not a curated record. Gene Ontology annotation, biological process: detection of chemical stimulus involved in sensory perception of smell; sensory perception of smell. The coding region runs from base 1 to 1224 and encodes 407 amino acids. NCBI's taxonomy places the organism in Eukaryota, Metazoa, Arthropoda, Insecta, Diptera, Drosophilidae. Gene Ontology annotation, molecular function: olfactory receptor activity; odorant binding.